AUGGCUAUUGGGCUAAUCACAGUUUCAACACUCGUAACUUUGAAGAUCCUGGGUUCAGACACAACAAUAAAUGACUUUGGAAUGUUGUGGAUCUUAAACCAUCUGUGCAAUGGUUGGAUCAUCGAUCUACCCUCUGGUUUCUUUGGCAUCAUGGUUUUCUACACCGUUUGGAGAAAACAUAAUUCAUCGGGGCAAUUGGUUAUAACGCCAGAGAUCGAGCCUCUAGUAUAUGAGAUUGAAGCCACCGACUACGAUUUGAUGCUACCAUAUAGCACAGUACGCCCAUCAUUAGCUAAAGGAACCGUGUUCCCAUUUUCAGAUGGGGCAAUUCAUUCGGUUCCUCUAAAAGCCGGUCACCUGAGGGUAUUGGUCGAUAUUAUCUAUAGAGAUCAUCAUUAUAUCCUUCUUCCUGUCUCCCUAAUUGAAGAAAGAUAA
This is a messenger RNA of Lactuca virosa, 435 nucleotides long. The record is from the annotation of a GenBank genome assembly. NCBI's taxonomy places the organism in Eukaryota, Viridiplantae, Streptophyta, Magnoliopsida, Asterales, Asteraceae.